Molecule: messenger RNA, 258 nt
Organism: Nezara viridula (southern green stink bug)
Lineage: Eukaryota; Metazoa; Arthropoda; Insecta; Hemiptera; Pentatomidae
Source: the annotation of a GenBank genome assembly
AUGAUCCAGUUACAUCAAAUAUUUAUUUUACAGGAAGAGAAAGAGGAUAACAAUAGACCUGGUAACAACGAGUAUUGGUAUGACUACUUGGUGAGAGACGGAGCGCAAGGAUUGGACCUAGGACAAAGGGAAGCGAGGCAGGGGGGCCUCGUAAGGGGGGGAUAUCACGUCCUCCUUCCUGACCGCAGGACCCAACUUGUCCAAUACUGGUCCGAUUGGUCUGGCUACCAUCCCACCGUCACCUAUUCCUAUACAUAA